Molecule: messenger RNA, 1181 nt
Organism: Lampris incognitus (smalleye Pacific opah)
Lineage: Eukaryota; Metazoa; Chordata; Actinopteri; Lampriformes; Lampridae
Product: GTPase IMAP family member GIMD1-like
Exons: 4
Coding region: 183-926 (247 amino acids)
Molecular function (GO): GTP binding
Source: RefSeq, a predicted model, not a curated record
CACGUGAAGAGAGACCACUGUUUCAUCCUCCUCCACGAUGAUGUCCCUCACCUUGUCCACAGCGCCCCUAGUGUUGUGGAUGUGAUGUUCAUUACUGCCUACCAAGGGCUUCAGAACAGAUGGCUGAAACAUAGAGACGUUACCUCGCCUCUGGAUUUAAACCCAUCAGUCAAGACACAGAGAUGAAUCUCAGCAACAAGGGCAACCAUGGUGACCCCUGUGGCGUCCUCAGCUUGUUUGGUCAAAUCCACGCCCUAGAAGGCAGGGCCCUGUCACUUAACGUGCUGUUGCUUGGUGACUGGCAGAGUGGGAGGAGCUCUGUGGGGAAUGCCCUGAUUGGUGGUGAGGAGUUCCCAACAGGAAGUUGUGCACCUUGUAUUCCCAUGACAACUGAGUGCCAACUCAUUUGUAGAACGUUCCGGCAUUUCUUCAGGAGGCAGGGGGAGGAGUCUGACCUCAGGCUGAGAGUGAUUGACACCCCCCCUCUUCCGCACUCCCUGGAUCUGAGAGACAGAGUGUGCGAGCUUUUCCCGGAGGGCGUACACGUGCUUGUGCUUGUGGUGAGAGUUGAUUGGCCGUACGAGAACGUGGAAAUGGCGGCGUGCGCUCAGAUUCUCUUUGGUCCAGAAUGGUCCGGCCACGCCUUGCUGGUGCUCACACAUGCGGACCACCUGAGAAAGAUGGGGCUGAACCCAGCGCGCUACCUCACCCAGGCCUCUGAUUGGUUGCGAUCUCUGGUUGAUAUGGUGGGAGGCCGAGUCCUGUUCCUAGACAACAGCUCUGAUUGGCCGGUGACCAGAGGGAAGCCCCUGAGAGACAGCCUGCUGAGCCUAUCAGCGAGUAACCACCACACCGCUCUGCUUGUGAAGACGGAGGGAUCAAGUGAGUUUGAUGCCGGAGGGGUGACGGGAAACAUCAGGAAGUGAUUUAUUUCCCUGCUUUGUCACAGAAUACCUCAGAAGCCGAGCUCAGCAGCUCAGAGUAAUAAGAUAUGCACUUCUGCAGGAGGAGUCUUCUGUCACAAUGAUCUUUGUAUCCAGAAUCCAGUAUUUAACCAUGGUCAGUGAUUUUGUCGUGAUGCACGCUCAAGUUUCUUGGUGUCCAGAUGAACUGAUUCAACUUUUCUGGGAUCAGUUAUUUUUAUUUUUUUGAUAAAACAAUUUGAAAUAAAGAAAAAAAAU